AUGAGCGCAGGUGCAGGAGAAGGAGCUUACAGCUUCUCCCUCACCACCUUUUCCCCAAGCGGUAAAUUGGUACAGAUCGAGCAUGCUCUGGCUGCAGUAUCUGCCGGUGCCACCUCGUUGGGCAUCAAGGCAUCCGGAGCCAUCGUGAUCGCUUCGGAAAAGCGACCUCCCUCUCUGUUGGUGGAUGAUGGCGCAUUGGAAAAGAUUGCGCUCAUUUGUCCCAACAUUGGCAUGGUGUACAGCGGUAUGGGACCGGAUUUCAGAGUGUUGGUCAGCAAAGCCAGAAAGAGCGCUCAGGCUUAUUGGAAGAUUUAUGGAGAGUAUCCGCCUACGAGGGUAUUGGUGCAGGAGCUGGCUAGCGUCAUGCAGGAAGCCACUCAGUCUGGUGGUGUGAGACCCUUUGGUGUAUCCCUCUUGGUGGCUGGAUUUGAUGGUGCAAGGGGUCCAUCGCUCUACCAAGUAGAUCCCAGCGGCUCCUACUUUCUGUGGAAAGCCAGCGCGAUCGGCAAGAAUCAGACCAAUGCAAAGACGUUCUUGGAAAAGAGGUACAACUCGGAGAUCUCGCUGGAGGAUGCGAUCCACACGGCUCUGCUGACGCUCAAAGAGGGCUACGAAGGUCAAAUGACGGAAAAGACAAUCGAGAUUGGCAUUGUUGGAGAGAGCACGGCAAAGGCUGUGGGCGGGGAUGGCAAGGUGAUGCCCGUGUUUAAGAAAUUGACAGAGGCAGAGAUCAAGGAUUAG
Ceraceosorus guamensis is the source of this 741-nucleotide messenger RNA. Its product is annotated as N-terminal nucleophile aminohydrolase. Gene Ontology annotation, biological process: ubiquitin-dependent protein catabolic process. The transcript is spliced from 4 exons. Lineage: Eukaryota; Fungi; Basidiomycota; Exobasidiomycetes; Ceraceosorales; Ceraceosoraceae. The record is from RefSeq and is a predicted model, not a curated record. The coding region runs from base 1 to 741 and encodes 246 amino acids. Gene Ontology annotation, cellular component: proteasome core complex; proteasome core complex, alpha-subunit complex.